AUGUUUAUAGGUGUCCCUAUUAAAGAUAUUAAAUGUAAUGAUGUACAGUACAGUUUAAUACUUGAAAAUAUUGAAGACCUAAGAAAAGAAUCUAUAAAACAAAACUUAUAUUUAACAAUCCUUGAUAAUGUUAACACAUUUGUUAAAACCAAUAAAAUAAAAAAUAUAAUUCUUGAUUGGUCUCCUUUACGAGAGCAUAUUGCGUUUUGUAAUAAUAUAAAGGAUUUGUGUACAAAAGAUAAACUGUUUUGUAUUCAAAUAGACAGUCAUAACAUUGUUCCGUGUAAAAUUCUUGAUGUUUACAAAAGAACAAGCAGUUCUGUAAAAAUUCAGCUUUUUAAACAUUUUUUCGAAUACCUGAACGAAUAUGACGAUCUACAACUUGAAAAAAGCGUAAAUGAUUCGAAUUUUACAAGCAAAAAUAUGAAAUUUAUAAUAAAUGCCUGGGACACUCUUGAACCUCAUAAAUUUAACGAUAAAAAAAAGGUGUCGAGUUUUAAAUGCAAUAUUCCAAAAUAUGAACCUGCAAAGUACUAUCAAGGAACAUAUUCAGCAGGUCUGAAAGUUAUGGAUGAUUUUUUUAAUAACAAGUUUCAUAUUUAUAACGAAUGUCGCAAUAAUCCAGAUGUAGAUGGCUUAAGUAAUCUAUCGCCGUACAUACACCUUGGGAUUUUAAGCCCGCAAAAAAUUAUUAAAUUGGCUUAUGAAAAAUUUUACAAAAAAGAUAAAGACAAUCUUGACGGGUAUGUAGCAGAAAUAUUUAUAUGGAGAGAAACAUCAGAACAUUUUUGUUAUCACAAUAAAGAUUAUGAUAACAUUAUGGGUGCACUUGAGUGGGCAAGAGAUAGCUUACACGAACAUGCAAAAGAUGAAAGGGAGCAUUUGUACACAAAAGAAGAAUUAGAGUUCGGUAAAACGAAUGAUAGUUUCUGGAAUGCUGCGGAAAAUCAACUAUUAAAAUUGAAUAAAAUUCAUGGAUAUGUAAGAAUGUACUGGGCCAAGCAGCUUGUAAAAUGGACUAAAACACCAGAAGAAGCAGUUAAAAUUGGUAUUGAACUUAAUGAUAAAUAUUCUAUUGAUGGUAAUGAUCCUAAUGGAUAUACGGGUGUUAUGUGGUGCAUAUGUGGAACAAUGGAUCGGGGUUACAAAGAUAGAGAUAUUACCGGUAAAAUAAGGCCUCUAAAUGCACCUAAAACAAAGCAUUAUGAAAAGUUGUGGAAUGAUGAAAAAGAAACAGAAAAAUAUCUUAAGACAAAAUUGAUAAACAGAACAGAAAAUAAUUAA
Vairimorpha ceranae is the source of this 1284-nucleotide messenger RNA. RefSeq names its product deoxyribodipyrimidine photo-lyase-like protein. Bases 1 to 1284 code for a protein of 427 amino acids. The transcript has a single exon. The record is from RefSeq and is a predicted model, not a curated record. Gene Ontology annotation, molecular function: deoxyribodipyrimidine photo-lyase activity. Gene Ontology annotation, biological process: photoreactive repair. NCBI's taxonomy places the organism in Eukaryota, Fungi, Microsporidia, Nosematidae.